This is a messenger RNA of Trichoplusia ni (cabbage looper), 1556 nucleotides long. It is a transcript of the gene Phm, whose product is annotated as peptidylglycine alpha-hydroxylating monooxygenase. Gene Ontology annotation, biological process: peptide metabolic process. Gene Ontology annotation, molecular function: copper ion binding; oxidoreductase activity, acting on paired donors, with incorporation or reduction of molecular oxygen, reduced ascorbate as one donor, and incorporation of one atom of oxygen. The transcript has 9 exons. Gene Ontology annotation, cellular component: extracellular region; membrane. Lineage: Eukaryota; Metazoa; Arthropoda; Insecta; Lepidoptera; Noctuidae. The coding region runs from base 345 to 1352 and encodes 335 amino acids. The record is from RefSeq and is a predicted model, not a curated record.
GAAAACUUAUUAACUGCUACAAAAAAUGGCUAAAUUCUACCCUUAACACAGGGAGUAUGAUUGAAAGUAUAGCAACACUGCUAUGACGUUAGUAAACUUGUUCGCGAGCAGUAUUGAUCGAGUUUAUUUGCGAAGUUAUUUAUACAAACACUUGUCGCUUCUGAGAUCAAACAUGUAUCAAUAGUGAAGCAACGCGGCAGUAUAUUAUAAAUUGUGCAAUAUCUAAAACAAAAUAACUGAUCGUGAACCUGUCGUGUUAUAAUUCAACAAGUUCAGUACUAAAAUAGCUUGUGCGAAAAGUAAGCGGCCGUGACUUAAAUUUUGAAUUUUCGUUCGAAUUUUAAAUGAUGUUUAAAUUACUAUUUUCCGUAUUCGCCACGCUUAGUUGCAUUUUAUUUGCUAAAGCGCUCGAAGUUGAUACUUAUGAUUUUCUUAUGCCAAAUGUCUGGCCACACAGGGAUGAGCUCUACUUAUGUACGCCCAUCAGGAUUUCCCCGCACAACAAUUACUACAUAGUGGGAUUUGAACCAAAUGCUACUAUGCAUACUGCUCACCACAUGCUUCUGUAUGGAUGCUCCGAACCAGGGUCAAAUGAGUCCGUUUGGAGCUGUGGUGAGAUGCAUAGAAAUGAAGUCGAUGACCUGUACAACACAGCCAGUCCGUGCCGUUCAGGGUCACAGAUCGUAUACGCUUGGGCCAGAGAUGCUCCCAGCCUGCACCUGCCCAAAGACGUCGGUUUCCUCAUAGGCAAAGACUCACCCAUCAAGUACCUUGUGCUACAAGUACAUUACAUGCACCGUUUUCCAGAGGAUAAAGUCGACAACUCGGGUGUUUUCCUGAAGUACACUAAAGAACGCAUGCUGCGCCAAGCCGGCGUGAUCCUGCUGGGCACAGGCGGCACCAUCCCGCCGAACCGCGUCGAGCAGAUGGAAACUGCCUGCACCAUCACUGAGGAUAAAGUUAUACAUCCUUUCGCCUACCGUACUCAUACUCACGCCUUGGGUAAACUGGUAACAGGCUACGUGGUCCGUCAAGACGACAACGGGGACGUUUGGACCCUCCUCGGCAAGAAGGACCCGCAGCUGCCGCAGAUGUUCUACCCCGUGGUGAGCAGCCGCGCCAUACAGAGGCAUGACGUGUUGGCCGCCAGGUGCACUAUGAACAACACGCAUGAUUAUCCUGUUAGGAUUGGAGCAACAAACAAAGACGAGAUGUGCAACUUCUACCUAAUGUACUGGGUUGAGAACGACACUCCCCUAGAACGAAAGUAUUGCUUCACCAGUGGCCCGCCCUACUACUACUGGGACCGAGCUCGCGAGGGACUCAACAACAUUCCUCCCGCUUUUGUCUAAAUGUACGACAGACAUUGACGGCUAACGAACGAAUAACAAAACAUGUGACAAAGAAAAACGGCAACGGACCACGCAUGUAAAUAUUAACGUCACUUUUUUUUCGUAUUUUUUUUUAAGAAGCUUGUUUUUUUAAAGUGGAAGAAAAAAUACGCAUUGGUAAAGGACCACGAUUUCAGACGUUCAUUAUUUUUUUCUUUUUUGACA